AUGGCGGAUAAUACAACCCUGCUGGUUGACAGCCCGCCGCUCCCUUCCAUCCCCAAUAAGCCGCCAAAUCAAUCCCGCCAGCCAAAGAAGAGGUUUGUGGGCCGUAAGACCGCGGAUGCCCAGGCACAUAUUGGGAGGGAUGGAGAUUCUCAGACUCCGCAUACAACUUCCGUCCAGCAGGCUCGUCCCCGAAGAGCUCCUCGAGCCCUGAAUCAGGUCCCAAUCGAAAUAUUAGAAGACGAGGAUAUCAAAGCUGCCAUCUCCCUUCUCCCAAAAAAUUACUCCUUCGAAAUUUCAAAAACCAUACAUCGAAUACGAACGUCCGGCGCAAAACGAGUAGCUUUGCAAUUUCCCGAAGGCCUCCUCCUCUUCGCAACCACGAUAUCCGACAUCCUUACCCAAUUCUGUCCGGGAAUAGAAACUCUAAUUAUGGGCGACGUCACAUACGGUGCAUGCUGUAUAGACGACUACACCGCCCGCGCGCUAGGCUGUGACCUCCUCGUUCAUUAUGCUCACAGCUGCCUCAUUCCCGUCGACGUCACAACCAUCAAGACCCUCUACAUCUUUGUCAACAUUAGUAUCGACACACAGCACCUCAUCGCCACACUACAACGGAAUUUCCCAGCCGGUAAAACAAUUGCAGUCGUCGGCACAAUCCAGUUCAACGCAACCCUACACGGGCUCAAACCCAUCCUCGAACGUGCCGGUUACACCAUCCUCAUCCCUCAAAUCACCCCGCUCAGCAAAGGCGAGAUCCUAGGCUGCACCUCUCCCAAACUACCCCUGGACAAAGUCGACAUCCUCCUCUACCUAGGCGACGGCCGCUUCCACCUUGAAUCCGCCAUGAUACAAAACCCUACAGUUCCCGCCUACCGCUACGACCCGUACUCACGGACCCUGACACGCGAAUCAUACAAUCACGACGAAAUGCUCACACUCCGCCGCGACGCGAUCUCCGCCGCCAGAACAGCGAGGAAAUGGGGCAUCAUCCUCGGCUCCCUCGGUAGGCAGGGGAAUCCGCAUACCAUGGCCAUGAUCGAAAAGCUGCUCAACGACCGUGGCAUCCCCUUUGUCAAUUUCCUUCUUAGCGAGAUUUUUCCUGGAAAACUAGCCACGAUGCCGGAUGUUGAGUGCUGGGUGCAGAUUGCUUGUCCGCGAUUGAGUAUUGAUUGGGGCUAUGCUUUUCCGCGGCCGUUGCUGACGCCGUAUGAAGCGCUUGUGGCGCUGGGCGCGAGACAGGGUUGGGAUGAGGGGAAUGAUGGGGUGUAUCCGAUGGACUUUUAUGCGAAAGAGGGGUUAGGGCGCACGAGGGCGGAGGGAGCGGUGAAGGCUGCAGCUUGA
Molecule: messenger RNA, 1341 nt
Organism: Paracoccidioides brasiliensis Pb18
Product: diphthamide biosynthesis protein 1
Exons: 2
Coding region: 1-1341 (446 amino acids)
Biological process (GO): protein histidyl modification to diphthamide
Molecular function (GO): 2-(3-amino-3-carboxypropyl)histidine synthase activity
Source: RefSeq, a predicted model, not a curated record